GUCUGGUGAAUAAAAGUUUGCCUCUGCCGGCCACCUGGAGUUUUUGUGGCUGGUGGCGACACUACUACGAUUACUACUUCCGAAAUUUGUAUAACUACCAUUACGAUGACGUGCCUGUCCAAACAGAGAUGUCCGGUUACUACAUACGUUGGUGUAGUGGGUAUGACUACAUUCAUAUGCUUGCCGUAGUAGUCGAGCCCUUAAGAAUACGAAUCGUACCGAAACAACCCCAGACGGGGGAGAGCUUGGACGUCACCUGUGCCUUGAAGAUCGCAGUCGAUAGAAAAGAAGCCCACGGCAUCAACAACAUCGUCAUCUUCAUCAACGACAAACCUGUAGCCCAAAAAGCUGCCGAUGUUAAUGACACAACGAGGGUAAGUUUCUUCGAAGUUAAGGUGAGAACACGGUCGGGUCCUGGCACAGUUAAUGUAACUUGUCAGUAUGUAUCCACUGCUAAGGAUCCCUAUCUGCAUCAAGUUUAUUUUAUGUUGAAAGAAACACAACUACAACAUGUACUAGAGGUUAAUGAAAGCGCGCCAAAAACGUCAGCCACUUUGACCACUUCGGCCACACCAGCCGCCGAUUACGAAACUGUGAGAGGAAUCACGCCGCAAGGAAUGGGUAAAAAGAAGAAGAUAAUCAUUGGGAUCUGUAUCGUCGGUCUGAUUGUUCUAACUUUAGUGGUCAUUUUCUUAAUCAACAAAGACAGUGAAAAUAUGGAAGGAAAGCUUUACGAGGAACCCGUAACGGAAAAAGAAGCCAGACCAAAAUAUAGAAAAAAGCUGCUGGAUAAAGUAGCGAAAAUUCAACACCGCGUUGAGUGGCCCAAUAGGCCACCAACUCCUCAAGUCCACUCCACCCAUCAUAAAUCCAAGAAUAAAUUAGCGAGAAUACCCAACUACAGUACUGCUAGUAGUAGUAUGAAAACCGACCGGAAAAAGAAAAACAGAGAACUUUCAGCCCCCAAAGAAAUAAAAAUCGACGACAAUGAUAUGAUUAGUGAAGACGAUUAGUUAAAAAAAGUUUAAUAAAACAAAUUGUAAUUUUACUCUCUGAUCUAUGACAAACAUCAAAUUUUGAGGCGAAUGCCUUCUCGCCCGGUUUGUAUACAAGGAGUGUCCGUGUUGAUUCUCCAGAGGUUUAUAAAGCGAGAAUUACAAUUACAAAUACUUCUAACCUAUAAACAUUGUACUAUAUUACUAAUUUUAAAGUUCAACACACUCUAUUCAUGAAUAAUAUUAUAUCCAUGUGUAUAUAUAUCUAUAGUGUAUCUAUCUAUAUCAAUAAAGUUAUAAUUAUA
Helobdella robusta is the source of this 1300-nucleotide messenger RNA. RefSeq lists its product as hypothetical. Lineage: Eukaryota; Metazoa; Annelida; Clitellata; Rhynchobdellida; Glossiphoniidae. Bases 129 to 1013 code for a protein of 294 amino acids. The transcript has 8 exons. The record is from RefSeq and is a predicted model, not a curated record.